AGCCAUUCUCUCUCCAAUUCUAUCUAAUUCACCAGCAAAAAGCAAAGAGACUACUACAACACACUUGUAGUCUCUGUGUGUAAGCAUUGUUUUUGGUUUGCUCUAUUGAAGCGUUUGAUGUGUGAAAUGAUCGGUUGACUGUUCGGAGGUUUUUUGCAAUGUUGAGUGCCGUAACUGGACGACGACUCGAAGGCUGCGAGAUUCAUGGCUUCCGUACAAUGGAAGAUUUAGAUAUACACAGCAUAAUGGAGGAAGCUCAGGCAAGAUGGCUCCGACCGAAUGAGAUUCAUGCAAUGCUAUCUAACUACAAGUAUUUCAACAUCAACGUCAAGCCAGUGAACUUACCGAAAAGUGGUACGAUUGUGUGGUUUGAUCGGAAGGUGCUCAGGAAUUUUCGAAAAGAUGGCCAUAACUGGAAGAAGAAAAAGGAUGGUAAGACUGUCAAAGAAGCUCAUGAACACUUGAAGGUCGGCAAUGAAGAAAGGCUCCAUGUCUACUAUGCACAUGGCGAAGAUAAACCUACCUUUGUUCGUAGAUGUUACUGGCUACUUGACAAAAAACUGGAACACAUAGUCCUUGUUCAUUAUCGUGAAACUCAAGAGUUGCAGGGUUCUCCAGACACAUCUGGUAAUUCCAAUUCUAGUUCAGCUCUCUCUGCUCCUUCUGCUUCUUGGAUUUUAUCAGAAGAGUUUGAUUCUGUGCUUGAUCGGGCAUCACAUACUAGUGAGGGAGCACAGUUAGGGCCAAAUGAUCGUAUGAUCAUCAAAAGUCACGAAAUGAGACUCCACGAGAUUAACACACUUGAAUGGGAUGAGCUUUUAGUGCCAGAUGAUCUAAAUACGCUGGUUGCACCUGAAGAAGGAAGAAUUUCAUGUUUUGAGCAAAGGAAUGGAGAUGGCAGAAACCUCUACAUGAGCAAUAGUAACUCCUCAUCAGCGAAAAAAUUACAGGAAGAAGAUUAUUUGCAGAAUUUUCCUGAGCAAGUUGCGGGAAGUAAUACCAUCCAUUUCAAUAUUCAAGAUAAUGUUGGAUUCAAUUCCGCUGGAGGUCAAAUGAAUCCAAAUUUUCAGGGGAAGGAAUCUGAAGUGUUGACAGUCGGUGUGGCCGACUCUUUAGACAAUUUGGUCAAGGAUGGUCUGCAAACUCAGGACAGUUUUGGAAGGUGGAUGAACUACAUCAUGACCGAGUCUCCAGGCUUGGUAGAUGAUCCAAUCAUGGAACCCUCACUUUCAACAGGUCACGAGACAUCUACGCCUCCAAUUAUGGACCAUCCCCAAUCAUCUGUUUUGGAGCAAAUAAUUAGUAUAACCGAUGUCUCACCUGCAUGGGCCCUUUCAACUGAGGAAACGAAGAUCAUAGUGGUUGGAUUUUUUCGUGAAGGACAUCCAGACCUUGCAAAGUCCAACUUAUUAUGUGUCUGUGGGGAUGCUUGUAAACCUGCAGAAGUUAUCCAAACUGGAGUUUUCCGCUGUUUAAUUUCGCCGCAAAAUCCUGGAUUAGUAAAUCUUUAUUUGAGUUUAGAUGGCCACAAUCCCAUCAGCCAAGUUUUAACCUUUGAGUUUUGCGCUCCUUUGACGCGCAGCUGGAUGAUGUCUUCAGAAAACAAGUCUGAUUUGGAAAAUUUUCGUAUCAAGAUGAGGCUUGCUCAUUUGCUCUUCUCUGCAUCUAAGAGCCUUGACAUUUUAUCUGGGAAAGUCUCUCAAAAAGCCCUGAAGGAAGCCAAAACAUUUGUCCGCAAAACUUCCCAUGUCGCUCCCAGCUGGGAAAAUUUAAUCAAGUCAAUUGAAGACAACAAAAUCUCUUUUCUACAAGCAAAAGACAGCUUGUUUGAGCUCACUUUACAAAACAGAUUACAGGAAUGGCUUUUGGAAAGAGUAGUAGCAGGAUUCAAAAUCUCUGACCUUGAUGAGCAAGGUCAAGGAGUAAUCCAUUUGUGUGCUAUCCUGGGUUAUACAUGGGCUGCCUAUCCAUUUUCAUGUUCCAGCUUGUCAUUGGAUUUUCGGGACAAAUUUGGAUGGACAGCUCUUCACUGGGCUGCAUAUUUUGGAAGGGAGAAAAUGGUUGCAGCUCUCCUAUCUGCUGGGGCAAAGCCGAAUUUGGUCACACAUCCCACUUCAAAAAAUCCUGGUGGAAGCACUGCCGCUGAUCUUGCAUCCAAAAAUGGUUAUGAUGGUUUGGCAGCUUAUCUGGCAGAAAAGGGUUUAGUGAAACAAUUUGAGGAGAUGACCAUAGCUGGAAAUGCCAGUGGUUCACUGCAGACUUCCGUGCCAGAUUUGGUGAACCCUGGGAACUUUAGCAAGGAGGACCCAUAUCUGAAGGAUACUCUGGCAGCUUAUCGGACAGCUGCUGAUGCAGCAGCACAUAUACAUGCUGCAUUUAGGGAGCGCUCAUUCAAGUUACAAACAAAUGCAGUUGAGGUUUCUAAUCCAGAGGAUGAAGCACGCAUUAUAGUGGCUGCCAUGAGGAUUCAGCAUGCCUUCCGCAACUAUGACACGCGAAAAAAGAUUGCAGCAGCUGCCAGAAUCCAACAUAGGUUCCGUACUUGGAAGAUACGAAGAGACUACCUUAAUAUGCGUCGUCAAGCCAUCAAAAUUCAAGCUGUUUUCAGGGGUUUCCAAGUACGGAAGCAGUAUCGGAAGAUUAUUUGGUCUGUUGGAGUGCUUGAAAAGGUAAUUUUGCGUUGGCAUUUGAAGAGAAAAGGCCUUCGUGGGCUUCAAGUUCCUCCUGGGGAAGCUGUCAAAGAUCAAAAGCAAGAAAAUGAAGUGGAGGAAGACUUUUUUGUAGCCAGCAGGAAACAAGCAGAAGCGCGGAUUGAGAGUUCAGUUGUACGAGUCCAGGCCUUGUUUCGUUCGAAGAAAGCACAAGAAGAAUAUCAGAGGAUGAAGUUGGAGCAUGAUAAAGCCACGCUUGAAUAUGAAGGGCUUCUGGAUCCUGAUAUUGACAUGCAAUGAGAGGAGAAUAGGAUUCAGGCGUUGUUCGCUUGGAAGUCUAGACAGCUACAACAGUACUAGUGAGAAAAGAAGUGAAGGGAAAGUUUAUGUUCAAUGUGAUGGGUGUACAUCUUGUAAAUGCCUUAGGUGAAGGUAGUGCCUUGGUACUGACCCUUUUAUAUGUUCUAUCUCACAGCCUUUUCUUCUGGUGGAAAUGGGUGGUUUGUGGUUGCAGUUUCCCUUUCUAUUGGGGGUAAUAUUUCAGGCCUCGACACUAGGUUUAAGACUUUUAAGUUCUAUAUCCUUCAUUGGAUGCUUUGAGUGCUGUAUGAUUUGGAUGGCUUGAUUUAGCAAAUGUAUACAGGCAAUAUAGCACCUAUUCCGCGU
Molecule: messenger RNA, 3317 nt
Organism: Ilex paraguariensis (yerba mate)
Lineage: Eukaryota; Viridiplantae; Streptophyta; Magnoliopsida; Aquifoliales; Aquifoliaceae
Source: the annotation of a GenBank genome assembly